This is a messenger RNA of Racocetra fulgida, 791 nucleotides long. The record is from the annotation of a GenBank genome assembly. Lineage: Eukaryota; Fungi; Glomeromycota; Glomeromycetes; Diversisporales; Gigasporaceae.
AAUUGAAAUUGCCAUAAAAACUUGUAUGGAUUUUAGAUGUAGUAUUCCAACCGAGACACGUCAUGUCAAAGAAAUUGCAACAUCUUUAUUAGUUCCACGUCAAGGACUUAGAUAUACAAAUCAACCAUCAUCUGAUCAAUAUGAAAGUGAAUGCUCACAUACUAUUAAUCUAUUUGUUCCGCGUAACGUUCAACCAACUUAUUCCGGUCGUUAUAUCAGCAUUAAUCAUCAACUUUGUAUAAAGUUUUGUUUAUGGGGAGCUGAUAGUGAUUUUCAAGUAGAAGAAGCUCAUUCCAAUGUUUCACCAACUUUUCAACGAGCUAAAUCACCUGAAGAAGAUGCAGCAGAAAUUUAUGCAGACACUUAUAUCUCAGAUGACCGUGAAAUUGGAACAGCAGUAUAUUUAAAUCCAAGUGAUCGUGAUCACAUCGAUAGAAGUUCUAAUUAUUCCGGUCAUUCUAGUCGUCCAUCUCAAAAUUCAUUAAAAAUCAUUACCGAUACGGAUCCUCAAUAUAUACCAUCAUCAUACCCUAAAAUGUCUAAUGAGCCAGUACGUCAUAAAGGACCUAAUAACAACUCAACAAAUGGUGAAUUAGGACAUCAUAAAGUUUUAUAUAAUUCUUCAUCAGCGGAUGACUUGAAUCAUUCCAAAGCACCUUAUACUUCAGUGACUAAUAAUAUAAUUCAUAAUUAUACUCCAAGUGAUGAUCAACUUUAUUCCUAUGGAUUUGAUGAUGAGGAUGGCUCAACUUUAGGCCGUGAUGAUUUAUUACUUCAACAGAAAAUGCAAC